Messenger RNA from Branchiostoma floridae (Florida lancelet), 1494 nucleotides. Its product is annotated as techylectin-5A-like. The record is from RefSeq and is a predicted model, not a curated record. Bases 184 to 1386 code for a protein of 400 amino acids. The transcript is spliced from 2 exons. NCBI's taxonomy places the organism in Eukaryota, Metazoa, Chordata, Leptocardii, Amphioxiformes, Branchiostomatidae.
CAUCUCCUCCACGUGACGGUGAGUCAGGUAGUUCACGAAAGCGUAAAUGUGCCUGCGGAAUGCAAUAUUCGCAGCCAAAAAGCGAUCCCACUCCACAGAAAUCACUUGAUCGUUCGCCAAAGUAGUUUAGGAGGAGUUUUGAAUUCUGGCAGACUUCUCUUUACGGUGAGUGCCUUCCCGAAUAUGGCCCCUAUACGCGUUAGUCUUCUCGUCUGUGUUGUCUGUGUCAUCCUCAUGCCACAAACAGCGUCUCAAGACGUCGGUCGCAGACGCCAACAACGGUCAGAUGAUGAGGCGACAAAACAUCCUUCCAAGUUCCCGCCGGAGAAUGUCACGUCAUGUGUGGAUGUCAAAUACAUUCGCAAAGGUAUGGACGCCCUACUGUCCUGGAGAGGCACCGCUAUCAACUACUUCCACCAUCUCAAGACACAGCUGCAUGUCGUGGUGUCUCGCGUGGAAGGGGCUUUUGAGAAAAUGGAAGAAAAAGAAAAUGUGAUCCCAAGGAGGGACUACCUCCUAGAAAUAAUGUCGGAACAGCUUCUUCUGACCAACACUCGGCUGAAUAAACUUGAGCAAGGCCUGCAAGAUGUGUCCUUUUCUGUCCUGGAAAUGCUGGACCAACUUGUGACGCCGAAGGAACGAAUGGAAAACCUCGCAGAAGCAGACGGCAGUGCAAUCGUGUAUCCAAAAGAUUGUCAAGACGUGGUCGCAAUCGGAAACACGGAAAGCGGCGUCUACACCAUCCAACCUCUCAACUACCCCUACUCCUCCAAGCAUCGCGGCAUGUUAGCGGAACCCUUCUACGUCUACUGUCAGAUAGACAACGGCGAGGGCUGGACUGUCAUGCAGCGUAGAAAAGACAACACCACCGACUUCUACAGGACCUGGCAGGAGUACAAGCGGGGCUUCGGUUCUCCAUUAGGAGAUUUUUGGCUGGGAAACGACCGGAUUCACCUGCUGACCAGCCAGGGCAGUUACAAACUGCGCAUCUAUAUGGAGAACUGGGACGGGGAGUCCAAGUACGCGGACUAUGACUGGGUGGUGAUAGAGGACGAAGCCGGCAUGUACCGCCUGAGGCUGGGAGAGUACAGUGGCACGGCGGGCGACUCGCUCUCCUACCACCAGGGCCAGCCCUUCAGCACCUGGGACAGGGACAACGAUGGCAGGAGCGGCAACUGCGCGACGAUCUGCCGAGGAGCCUGGUGGUACAGGAGCUGUCACCACUCCAACCUGAACGGCUUGUACCUGUACAGCGAGGACAAUGACCAUGAUCAGGGAAUAGACUGGGUUACCUGGACGGAGCACACGGGAACUCUCAUGGUGGUGGAAAUGAGUCUCCUUCCCACUGGUCUCUUGCCGAACACUGAAAAGCUCCAUAAACCGUAGAAUCAAUAAGGACCACAAAGCACUAUAUAGAUGAUGCCAGAAAGGUGCAGUAGACAUCAAAUGCUUUCUUCUUAUUAGCUAGUGCUUUGUGUAUCUAGGGUUUCUAGA